AUGACCUCGCCGCCAGCCCAUUACUAUGCUCCUCUCGUGGCGACCGUGGAGAUCGAACACUUCCGCUUUGGUCGCUGGGCGUUGCUCACGUUUCCCUUUCAGGCGCUUGUUUGGCGUACGUUGUUGGCGGCACUGUUGCUCCAUUGGAGCAUUUACUUGUGGCGCUGGCGGGAAAUGGCAGCAGAGGUGUUGGAGCUGCUGCUGGGCGUGGCAUUGGUGCGUCCACCACGCUGCUGGAUGCAGCGCAUCAUCUAUGUCCACUGGCUGUUUGGCAGCAUUCCAUUGCGAAUUGUCUAUCAAUCGCUAUUGUUCCACUUUAUGCGUCUGCAAUUGUUCGAGACGCUGCCCAGUUCAUUUGAGCAGCUGCUGGGGAAUGACUUUAAGGCGAUGUGCACCUCCAAUACGCUGCAAAUGUUACGCGAGAUGCCGCAGGUGGCACGCAACUUGGAGAGCUUCACAGACGUUGCCUCGUCAUACGAUGAAGAUGUUCUGGAUGCACUGCAUCGGGCCAAUGGACGUCGCAUGUUUGCCAUAACCGGCAUUGAUGUGACCAAGGCGCAUCUGCGAGACACGAAUCGUCAGGCCAAUUAUCACACAUUGCAGCAGCUCGUCAAUGUGCAGCAGGUGGUCAUUUAUCUGCCCAAGCAUUCGUAUUUCCACAAACAAUUCACGGAUCUCAUACGACGUCUCGAUGCCAGCGGAUUCAUCGCCUUCUGGCGUCGCUCGGCCUUUGCUGAAUACGGCCAACGGCACAAUCAGGGACAGAAUCAGGAUCAGGAGCAACUGCAUCAGAUUCAACAGCGUCGCAUUCAUGAAACUCAGCUGAGUGCCAUCUACAGCGUUAUGGGCGCUCUUUACGGCAUUGCAUCCCUGGUUUUCUGUGCGGAGCUGCUGCUUUAUCGACUGAUCAAUCCAACAGCUGCUAACUCAUAA
This is a messenger RNA of Drosophila innubila, 933 nucleotides long. RefSeq lists its product as uncharacterized. The record is from RefSeq and is a predicted model, not a curated record. The transcript has a single exon. Lineage: Eukaryota; Metazoa; Arthropoda; Insecta; Diptera; Drosophilidae. The coding region runs from base 1 to 933 and encodes 310 amino acids.